Messenger RNA from Setaria italica (foxtail millet), 1674 nucleotides. RefSeq lists its product as uncharacterized. The transcript is spliced from 4 exons. The record is from RefSeq and is a predicted model, not a curated record. Lineage: Eukaryota; Viridiplantae; Streptophyta; Magnoliopsida; Poales; Poaceae. The coding region runs from base 659 to 1435 and encodes 258 amino acids.
AACGCGUCAAGAAAAAACCACAAGAGGAAUCGAGGAGGAGUGGGAGGAGAAAAAAGUAGCCAAGAAAAAAAAAAAUCCUCUUCCGCGAGGGCGAGCGAUUCGUCGUCCUCACCUCAGUCGUCGCCCCCGCCCGUGCCAUCGCCACAGCAGCGCCGCCUCCUGCUCAGAUCUGCGGAGCCCAAAGCCCGACCUCGCCGGCGGCCGCGGCGGCCGAGGCGCGGAUCCAGGAUGCCUUCGCCCGUGCGGGGUCGCUGCUCGCCCCUGCGCCGCUUCCCCCGCGACGACGCGCUCUCCUGCCCCUCCGCCUGCUCCCAUCGUCUCAAGCCUUGGUCUUGGCGUGCCCAACCCCUCUCCUCGUCCUAACGCUUACCUCCGCUCCUUGAUCUGCCUACAUCUAUCUAUCCGUCCAUCCUUCCUUCCUUCCUUUCUUCCUUCUAGAUUUCUAGUUCUACCUGCUGCCGCUCGCGCCUGCCAUUUUCCUCCAGCUCACGGACUCGUCUGCUGGGUUCGGAGCUGCCUUGUGCUAGAUCGGAUUGGUUUGGGUCGGUUGCUCGCUUUCUGGAUCAGAUCUGCGCUGCUGGGAGUUAGCGUCAGUGCAGCGUGGUUGUACGCUUGCAGUUUUGGUGUAUCACCCUGCAAGUAGCAAGCCAGUGCCUUGAUGGACGGUCGUUCCUGCUGUCUCGAGAGCGUGCCAGUAGUGACAUCUGGCGAUGACUCUCCUACCAGCGCUGCCCACACUGGUCUACCGCUUCCAAUAGAGAAGCGCUGCGCUUCGGUUGAUAAGACCUGUGAAGCCACAGAGUUUGGGAAUGGUUUGCUGGAGACCAAGAUAUGUACGUGUUUCUCCAAGUCAAUCAGUUUGGAGGUGAAUAAAGGCCUCCAGAAAUGUGCGACUUUCCCUCCCUCUUCUGGCAAGGCUCAGCAGGAGGAUCAUUCAUGCUGCCAUGAAGAUGAUGGGCACACGGUUGCCCCUGCUUAUGAGCGCUCGGUGUCUUUACCUCCGACUUUGAAGCUCAUCUCUGCUUUGAAAGGAGGCCGCGAAAAGAAUGGAAUGACAUCACCAACUGAAAAUCGCCACGUCAAAUGGGCCCCUGACGUGUAUGACCCCCCUGUGACGUCGGUAUGCCAUUCAGUGAAUAGCAGUUAUCAGCGACGGUCUAAAUCCCGCAAGGAGAAGAACAAGCAGAAGAAGAAACAGAAGCAGAAGGGGAAGUCCAAGAAAAAUCACCAGAAUUCUAUACAGAGUUCGUCUGCAAUGGAGGUUUCUGAUCAUGGGUCGAAAGGUGUUAGCACCACUGGUGGUAAGUCUUCAGUAGAUGAUCACGAGGAUAUAAUAAUGGAUUACAGCAUGGGCAAUCAGGAAGCCAAAUGUGGAAGCAGCUUCCUGCGUGAAUCUGUUGCUAAAAUGCAUUUCUCGACUGCUGAAGCUUCCUGAGAGGCGCUAAGGUUCUGCAGAUGCACCCUCAAUUCUGUAAAUAUGAUGGAUGUAUAUAAAUAAAUCCAGCAUGCCGUUGUUGUUGCUGUUGUCGUGUCUGUUGUGUUGCGUUUGCGUCUGAGGUGUUUGGAGUUAUGGCCUGGUGUGAUACUGGAGAAAUAAUUUUUGGACAGACUUUGUUCUGUAUGUUUUGGUGGACAUAUCUAUCUCCAAUCCAUGGCUUUGCAGUUGUUGCCUUA